This is a messenger RNA of Gilbertella persicaria, 1282 nucleotides long. RefSeq lists its product as uncharacterized. Bases 300 to 1256 code for a protein of 318 amino acids. The transcript has a single exon. The record is from RefSeq and is a predicted model, not a curated record. NCBI's taxonomy places the organism in Eukaryota, Fungi, Mucoromycota, Mucoromycetes, Mucorales, Choanephoraceae.
CAAAAGCAAAGGCAGCAGCAACAACAACAACACAAGAACCUACUACCACCACAACACAAAAGCCUACUACCACCACAACACAAGAGCCUACUACUACCACAACACAAGAGCCUACUACUACCACAACACAAGAUCCUACAACAACUACAAAUACAACUACCACUGCAAUUGCAACGACAACGACAACUGUUGCAGCAUCCACUACAUCAGCAGUAGCAUCUAUUACAUCAUCAUCAUCCUCUGCUUCUUCAUCCAGCAGCAAUGCCUCUAUUUCCUCUUCGAGUGUAGCUCAUACAUCCAUGCCAUCUUCUUCGUCUUCAUCAAUUACAAGCAGUUUGUCUUCAACUGCAUCUUCAUCUAGCAUUGCACCUAGUGCUUCCGUUUCCAGUAGUGCUGACACAGCCAACAAUUCCUCCAGUGAUAAAACUGGUCUUAUUGCAGGCAUUGUCGUUGCUAUUGUUGCCCUUAUGUUUAUCGGUGCUUUUGCCUUGAUGCUCAUUCGUCGCAAGCAACGUAGAGCAAGAAGAGCUAAUCGCCCUGCACGUACUAUGGAUGAAUUAUGGGUGCCUAGUGCUGAAUAUGAAGGCUAUCAACCAAAUUCUGCACGUGAUACAGACGAGGGCGCUCAUGAAACUUGGGAACCACAUCCAUCGGAGCAAGGAUUUCAAGUCGGGACCAUUGAACAACAGCCUUACACGGACUACAACCAUGUGGCAUCUCCUGCAAUGGCCUAUAUGCCUGGCACUCAGCAACCAGAACACAAUGCUGCUGGACAGUAUUAUCCUGGUUCGCCUCUUCAAGGCUACCAGAAUGCUGCUCCUUAUUCUCCUCAGCUUCAGCAACAAGAUAAGCUGUACUACGAACCUGCACAACAAGAUGUCUAUCCUGAUCAAAAUUUCCAACAAUACCAACAACCUGUCAUUGCUGAACAACAACCAGGACUGUACCACGAGCAACAGGCAAUGUAUCACGAUUCUAACCAACAACAGCCUAUGUACCACGAUCCUAACCAACCUUAUCCUCAGCAACAGGAUCAACAGAUGAUGUAUGCUCAAGAGUACUAUCAUAAUGGACAAUUUCCAGAUGCUCAGCCAUUGCCAACGCAACCAUUACCCACCCAACCAUUACCAGCACAACCUCAAUCACCCAUCGUGGAUCAACAGUUCAACCAACAGCAACCCGCGGCUGUAAUGAAUGCGACUCAACCCUCAUUGGCUGGAAAUCAACCAGUACAUGAACCUCCUCAUGAAAAGUAAAAAAAAAAAAAAAAAAAAAAAAAAAA